Paramecium tetraurelia is the source of this 753-nucleotide messenger RNA. RefSeq lists its product as uncharacterized. The record is from RefSeq and is a predicted model, not a curated record. Lineage: Eukaryota; Ciliophora; Oligohymenophorea; Peniculida; Parameciidae. The transcript is spliced from 2 exons.
AUGAAAGUCAAGAGAAAUAAUUGGAAAAUCCACUCAAUCGGGUAUAAAUUAGGCAAAUCCGAAAAAAUUGGUGGAGGGUAAUACGAUGAUAAAGGGAACUAAAUUGGGAUGUGGGUGGAAUAAAGAAAUGAAUUUAAUUAAUUUAAAUAUUCAUAAUACAAUAGCUGGAAUUAAUCAACAUUCAAAGGGGUUUAUAAUAAUUAAGGAGUGAAACAGGGAAGAUGGGAUAUAUUUUGGAACUGGAAUGGAGAAAACACUAAAAUGUAUUUAUAAUAUGAUUAAAACAAAAUAAUAGCGGUGGAGGCAUGUAUGAUGAUUGUGGACGUAAAAUAGGAAAUUGGAUAGAAGAAAAAGAUGGGUUUCAUUUGUAAUUAUAUUGUUAAUUUAAUAAAUAAGCUCUAAUAAAUACCUAUUAUCUGGAGAAUAUAUUAAUGGAUAUAAAUAGGGUACAUGGGUAGAGAAUAAAUUGCAAUGAAGAAUGAUAUUCUAAAUUAAAAUAAACAUUAUCCCAAUAACAAAAUUUUGAAUUUUUAAAUUAUGUGCUGCCAUCCACAUUAUUACAAUCAGAUAUGGCAUGUAGAAAACAUCUUUAUUUCUAACCUAUAAUUGUUUCAACCAUAACUGAUAUUUGAAGAAAGUACAAUUUUACUUUAUGCAAAUAAAACUUUUUUGAAUUUUGAUUUUAUCAAAUCUUCUAUAUUUAGUUUUAAGUUAAGUAGAGAAAAUAAGAAAUUAAAAAAAAAUGAUAUGUGA